CCGGCAAUCAGCCACAACUCGUAGUGGCCAUCGGCAACAUUGCUCAACGCCAGAGAGAGAGCUGUGAGGGUAGCACUUGUGCGGCAAACACACCCAAUGUUUGUGUUUUCGAAUUUUUCGUGAUACUACGAGUGGUUGGUGGCCAUUUGGCAAGGCAUGUAGCACCGUUAUUGAAUCGUUCGAGAUGUGGAUGACGACGAAAACCAAAUACGCCGUCGCCAUUUACAAUUGGCGGAGAGACACGCGAUAUGGUCUCCCUUUGGAAAUUGGAGAAACGGUGCAGAUUCUGGAGGAAUGCGCAGGCUGGUAUAGAGGCUUUUCGAUCAAGAAUCGCGCAGUCAAGGGAAUCUUUCCCAGCACAUACGUCCAUCUGAAACCAUGUAAAAUCGAGAAUGAGGGCUUGUUUGAGUCGGUGAUACCACUGGAGGAUCCGGUAGUACGAGAAGUCACCCUCGUGCUUCGAGAAUGGGGCGGAAUAUGGAAGAGGCUCUAUGUGGAAAGGGAGACCUACAAAUUCAACACGUUGCGCAAAGUAAUGCGGGAAUUGCUGGAAUGGCGGCGUCAACUUUUGGCCGGUACUCUUACCACCGAUCAAACACGGGAGCUCAAGUUGCGAAUAAUCAACAAAGUGGACUGGGGAAAUCGGAAAUUGGGCUUAGACCUGGUACCUCGUCAAGGUGCCCAUAUGGUGGAUCCGGAUACGAUGUCAGUCGUUGAACUGUAUCACGUGCACGUUCAAAGCGCGGAAAAUUCGCAAGGAGCGUCGGGAAGAGGGACCCUUAGGCGGAAGGAGCACAAGAAAGUCUUAACCCAUCAUCUUUACUUCUGCAUGCGAGACUUCGGCCACUCGAUCGGCGAGGACACGGAGGUCUACUUCUCCUUGUACGACGCGAAACGUAGCCAAUACCUGAGCGAACGUUUCUUGGUGAGAAUCUCCAAGGAGGGAUUUUCGAGUUUCAUCGAGAAGAUACACAGCAAUUGUACGAUUUUCACGGAUCUCGGCAACGCCGAUCUUAGCAGGGACCUUUACAUGGUUGCGCACGUGAUGCGAUGUGGAAGAAUGCUGUAUUCGGAUUCCGGCAAAAACAAGGCGGGAACAGCGACUUACAGGAGACCUCAUGGAGUCGCGGUGCUCUCCCUGGCCGAAGCCACCCAGGAUCACUCGGAGGAGCUCGAGAUGACGUUCAAGGUGUAUCAAGGAGAGGAGAAAGAUUUUCAUCAAUUGCACGAGCAGAUUAUCCGCAAUAACAAGUGUUCCCUGCUUCCCGGCCAGCCUAAUUACGGCAUAGUAAUUUCUCUACGCGUUUUGCACGGAGAACUGUCUCAAGUCCGGGAAGAGAAUCCUUUGCUCUUCAAAAAUAUUUGUUUAACGAAAAAACUCGGCUUUUCCGACGUAAUCAUGCCCGGCGACGUGCGGAACGAUUUGUACCUGAAAUUGGAACGCGGAGAAUUCGAACGAGGUGGAAAAUCUACCGGGAAAAACAUCGAGGUGACCAUUUUGGUGUUGGAUGCCGAUGGACAACCGUUGGAAGAUUGUUUAUUUGGCGCAGCUGGAAUGGAGGGUAGUUCCGAGUAUCAAAGUUUAGUUAUAUACCAUCACAAUGGUCCGUCGUGGGCCGAGACGGUUCGAUUGGCAAUACCUAUAGACAAAUUCUACGGGAGCCACGUUCGAUUUGAAUUCCGUCAUUGUUCCACGCGCGAGAAAAACGACAAGAAAUUAUUCUCCUUUGCCUUCGUUCGACUUAUGGAGCCUGGGGGAGCCACUCUUCAGGAUGGACCGCACGAGUUAUAUAUUUAUAAAUGCGAGGAUCGCUCCAAAUUGGACUCGUUGAGUUAUCUCUCCUUGCCGAGCAGUGGUCGAGAACCAAACGCAAUAGGUUCACCAUCGUUCUCCAGAUCCCCGAAAGAAGUGGUAUUCGUGACCACGUUGCUUUGCAGCACGAAACUAACGCAAAAUGUCGACCUCCUGAGCCUGUUGCAAUGGAAAGCCCACCCGGAACGAAUAUCGGAGGCUCUCGGCCGCGUUCUUCGGUUGGACGGCGAGGAAUUGGUCAAAUUUUUGCAAGAUAUAUUGGACGCCCUUUUUUCCAUGUUUCACACAGAAGACGGCAACUCCACGGCUCACUCGGGUUUGGUCUUCCAAGUGCUCGUCUCCAUCUUCAGCCUCCUCGAAGAUUCCAAAUUCGAGCAUUUCAAACCCGUGAUGGACGCGUACAUUUCCGGCCAUUUUGCGGCCGCUCUCGUCUACAAGGGCCUUUUAAGUAGCGUGCAGCAUUGCGCCGACUGGGUGACAGCAGCCGAGAAACAGGAGCCCAUAAUCAAAUGUUUCCGUUCCUUGGAAUACAUCUUCAAAUUUAUCAUUCAGAGCCGUCUGUUGUUCGCCAGAGCAACUGCCGGCCAAUACGAGGACAGCUUCAAGCGAGAUCUCUAUUGCGUGUUUGCCGCGUUGAACAAGAUGCUGGGCAUACCGUACGACAUGGUGCUCCACUCUCAAAUAGCUCUACUUUACUCGAUCUCAGCCGUGUUCGAGCAACUGGUCGCCGUGCUACCAGUCCUCGAGGUAGCUAAACUCACUUGUACGAUGCUCGACUCGGUGCCGAGAGAACCGCCAGCGCAGCUUACUCAGGCCAAAUUAACAGCCAUAAAGAACCUGACCACCUCCUCCUUGUUUCGCGAGGACAACGAGAGCAGAAAUCUGCUGUUGGUUACCAUGUGCAGACAUUUGAGGAUUCACUUGGUCAGACGAGAGGAGCUGCGCUCCUGUACUGAAAUCCUUGGCGAAAUUCUCAGCUUUUUGUACAAAAGGGGGCAGGAUUCGAACAAGGUCAAUAAUUGCAUCCAACACGACGUUGAGACGUUGUGUCUUUCCGUUCUGGACGUGUUGAUACAGACCAUUCUGAUCGUCGUAAACAGCAGUGGCCCUGUGCUGGGCUGUCUAGUGGCUUGCUUGAUAGGAUUGCUUCAGCUCUUAGACGAAUAUCACUAUGUCCGGCUUUGGGAGGAAUUGGCUCAUGCUGGUGAGAGGAAACCUCUCAAGGAUUUCCUUCUCAGAGUUUUUCUGGUUCUCCGGGAUCUGGUCAGGCAAGAAGUGUUCCCGCCUGAUUGGCUGGUGAUCAGAAUGCAAGCGAACAAUGUUAUCCUAAAAUCUUUGAAAGAGCUUGCUCAACCUCUAGCCUUUCGUUUUGUGGACGAUUGCUUCGAUGCCCAACUCUGGUCCACGUACUUUAAUCUGGCUGUAGCCUAUCUCACGCAGCCAUCCCUGCAACUUGAACAAUUUUCUGAGGUAAAGCGUGAAAAGAUCAUUGAAAAGUACGGAGAUAUGAGAGUGUUGAUGGGCUUUCAAAUAUUAUCCAUGUGGUCCAAUUUGCAUGAUCAUAAGUUAGAGUUCAUUCCUGGUAUGGUGGGCCCUUUCUUGGAAGUCACUUUGGUUCCCGAAAGCGAACUAAGGAAAGCCACUUUGCAUAUAUUUUUCGACAUGAUGGAAUGUGAACAACGAGCUCGUGGCAGCUUCAGAUCCGUGGAAUCGGAAUUAAUAGAUAAACUAGAUAUCUUGAUCAGUGAGAACAAAGGUGACGACGAGUACAGACAAUUGUUUAACACAAUGGAGCAUCUUAGUGCUGUAUUAUUAGACAGAGUUCAGUCAGAGGAUCCAGCCUGGAAGGAUAGCGGAACUGCUUUCAUUACGUCAAUUACGCGUUUAUUGGAAAGACUGUUAGAUUAUAGAAGCGUAAUUCAAGGCGACGAAAAUCGCGAUAAACGUAUGUCGUGUACUGUUAAUUUAUUGAAUUUUUACAAGAACGAAUUUAAUCGAAAGGAGAUGUAUCUGCGCUAUAUUUAUAAGCUUCACGACCUGCAUUUAGCAGCUGAAAAUUAUACCGAAGCCGGAUUUACAAUGAAGCUAUACGCCGAUCAGCUUGGCUGGAGUUCCACAAUUCUGCCUCCGGAUCAUUCGCAUCCUCAACAACCGGAAUGGCAGAGAAAAGAGGUUCUUUAUCACAAAAUAAUUCAUUACUUAGAUCGAGGCAAAUGUUGGGAGAAAGGUAUCCCGCUGUGCAAGGAAUUGGCGAUACUGUACGAAACUAGAUUAUAUGAUUACGCGAAACUGAGUCACGUACUGAAGUUGCAAGCCAAAUUCCUGGACAAUAUAUUGACCCAACUUCGACCCGAGCCGGAAUAUUUUAGAGUAGGCUUCUACGGUCUGAGCUUUCCUCUUUUUGUCAGAAACAAGCUAUUCAUCUACCGGGGUCUAGAAUACGAGAGAAUAGGGGCAUUCACACAACGACUACAGACUGAAUUUCCAAGCGCACAAAUAUUAAUGAAAAACUCCCCGCCUGACGAGAGUAUUUUGAGUUCCGAGGGACAAUAUAUACAAAUCUGCAACGUGAAACCAAUCCCUGAAGAAAGUAGUCUGGCCUGUCGAGGGGCGGAGGUACCAGAACGAGUGGUCGCGUUCUAUCUGGUGAACGACGUUCGAAAAUUCAUUUUCGACCGACCGCUUCACAGGGGGCCGGUCGAUCGAGAAAACGAGUUUAAAUCUCUGUGGAUCGAAAGAACCACGCUGACCACCGAGGCGAAGCUACCAGGUAUACUUAGAUGGUUCGAAGUGAUCGAAAAGAGAUCGGAAUUGUUGGCGCCUGUACAAUAUGCUUGCGAAACUAUGCUGAGCGUAGAGAGAGAAUUGAGGAGACUUGUCGCACAAUACACUGCCGAACCUCAUCGAAACAUUAAUCCGUUCAGUAUGCGUCUUCAAGGCAUUAUCGAUGCUAACGUAAUGGGUGGGAUAACCAAGUACCAAGAGGCCUUUCUCACUCCUGAAUUCGCUAGGCAAAAUCCGGAAAUGGUGCCGCACGUAAAUAGAUUGAAAGGUUUGAUUCUUGAUCAGAUGAGCGUUUUGGAAGCUGGAUUAAAUUUACAUGGGCAAAUCGCGCCGGCGGGUGUGCAACCGCUACACAAAAGACUGCACGAGAGAUUUACGCAGCUAAAACAAAAUCUUGGUCCCUUGGCUAGGCAACGAACAAUUCAUCAGGAUAGCAUUGUCAACUCACCGUUGCCUCCGUUGCCUAUCAACGAGAAGCAACGACCAGUUACGUUGGAAACGGCUGGCUGUCGAACUUCGCACGCAGACAGUGAUGGUUUGCCCGAAGACGAAGGUUUUUACACGAAAGUAGAUGGUGGACCGCCUCCUAUUCCACAACGAGAAGUACGACCACGUUCCGUGGGUUAUGGCACAACCCCACCUCGACCUACGCAUCAAAGAUCUUUGAGCAAGCCGUUAAGCCCAAAAUUACCAUUGAGACAUUCUUUGCCGACGCCAACCGAUGGCGUGGAUCAGACUGGUUUGAGAACUUCAUGGAGUGAACCUGGUCCCGAACCAGCUCCGCCUUUGCCACCAAGAGGUUGCACUCCCGACAAGAGAGAUUCAAAUAUGAAUACCAUGGUACCACCGGCACCACCGAAACGUUUAGCGUAUAAAUGUAACGCAGAAUGGAGUACGGAUGAUGAUUCGGAAGCGCAGAAUGAACCGAACGAUCUUCGCGAUAGCGGCAUAUCAACUGCUAGUUUGUUAGAUUUUCAAUCGCAUUUAAGCAACUUGAACAAUCUCGGUUACGAGGAUUUUGAACCGCGGACAAGGUGCAACGAUAUCAUGAAUAUCUCACCACCAUCCGUAAUAAAUGCGUUGAACGUUUCUACGGCAAAUUUUGCGAGCAAUAUGUUCCAAGGAUCGCAUUCUUUGCCAGGUCAAGAGGUUAGUCCACCACCGAUACCACCGAAGGCACAUCAAGAUACUCCUUCGGCCCCAUCUACUUUGGAAAGAGUGUCAAAUCGCUCACAGUCUCAUGGUCAUUCGGAAAAUUAUUCAGUACCAAAACUUCAAACAUUAUCUAUGGCAACUGAUACUGAAAGCACUGUGUAGCAACGAUGAUAAAUCUCCUAGUCCUAGCGGUUAAUUGUGAUGUGCGUGUGCCACAGUCGAGCAAAUCCGAUUGUAGAAUCGCGUACAUACCAUGUAUUAGCGGAACUUUGAUAACUCGCACGAUUAUUGGCAAACACGUAACUAACAAUUGAAACUAAUUGGAUUUGCAUAGCAAAGUCUCUGACAUUUGCACAUCAUUAUAUACAUACAUAUAACGUUAUUAUGCAUAAGAAAAUUCUGUAAUAAUCGAAAAGAAAUUUCUUUUAAUGCGUAACUCGACAUGGAUUACACCAACCUGUGUAUAACGUACCUUAGUAAAAACAUGGUAUCGAAAUGCUGAGAACGACCAAGACUCAUCGGCGAUUAUUCGGGACAAAUUGUAUUCGAAUUUAAUUAUGUAGAAGUUUGGUCUGGUAGCGCUCGGCGUUCACAAUGAUACAGUAUUGACUUUACGUUAAAGACGACGAUCUUCCGAAUAUUAAUCUAACUAUAUUUUGUAAUUUAUUUAUAUUUUCAAUGAGAAUAAAGGUAAUUUUUAUCAAUGA
Messenger RNA from Apis cerana (Asiatic honeybee), 6459 nucleotides. RefSeq names its product dedicator of cytokinesis spg (gene spg). Gene Ontology annotation, molecular function: guanyl-nucleotide exchange factor activity; small GTPase binding. The record is from RefSeq and is a predicted model, not a curated record. Lineage: Eukaryota; Metazoa; Arthropoda; Insecta; Hymenoptera; Apidae. Gene Ontology annotation, biological process: small GTPase-mediated signal transduction. Gene Ontology annotation, cellular component: plasma membrane; cytoplasm.